AUGGCAGAAGAAAACUCUCUUAAUUCUUCAGCUUCAUCUCGUAUUCUUAACCCUUCAGAUGAUUCCUCUAGCCCAUAUUAUCUUCAUCCUAGUGAUAAUCCGGGUUCUCUCUUGGUGUCAGAAAUCUUUGCAGGAGACAACUACAUUGCUUGGAGUCGUUCAAUCACUAUUGCCCUCACUGUGAAGAACACGAUAGCUUUCAUUGGUGGCUCAAUUACUGCUCCUCCUACUACUCAGCAUCUUAAUCAUACUGUUUGGCUUCAUGCCAAUAAUUUGGUACUCUCUUGGCUCAUGAAUUCUAUUUCUAAAGAUAUUAGAAAUAGUUUACUCUAUGUUGCAUCUGUUGUAGACCGCUGGAAUGAGUUAAAAACAAGAUACUUGAGAAGUGAUGGACCAAGGAUUUUUCAUCUUGAAAAAUCCCUAAACUGUAUAAACCGGGGUUCAUCCUCAAUUACAGAAUAUUUCAGUGCUUUCAAGAUUCUUUGGGAUGAGUAUGUCAAUUAUAGGCCACUUCCAACUUUAAGAAGUCAAUUGUUACUUGCUGUCCCAUUUCCUAGCAUGGCUAAAGUGUUUUCCUUGCUGCUUCAAGAAGAAAGUCAACAACAAUUGACCAACUUCACAAGUAAUGACACACAUGCUUUGUUGGCAAAGCAUUAUACUCAGUCCAAUCAGAAUACUCAGUCCAAGUUCAUCAAAGACAAGCUGAAGAAAUCCUCACUGCAUUGUACUCACUAUGGCUAUAAUGGUCAUACAAUUGACAAGUGCUUUCAAUUGCAUGGUUAUCCUCCUGGAUGGACUGGACCUAAGGGAAAAAGAAACCUUCCUUCUGCACAUGCAACCAUUUCAACUGAAGAGGUCUAUAUUAAAAACAGUAAUGAGAACCAAAGGUUUAGUCUAACUGCUAAAGAAUUCAAUAAACUCAUAGCACUUGCCAAUUCGAGUUCAACUACUUAG
Messenger RNA from Carya illinoinensis, 954 nucleotides. RefSeq lists its product as uncharacterized. Bases 1 to 954 code for a protein of 317 amino acids. Lineage: Eukaryota; Viridiplantae; Streptophyta; Magnoliopsida; Fagales; Juglandaceae. The record is from RefSeq and is a predicted model, not a curated record. The transcript is spliced from 2 exons.